AUGUUAGACCCAAAUCCCAAAAUGAACCAACUAAUGCAAACCAUCCCACUAGCCAUCCCCAUUGAUGGCUAUGGCAAAAUUGCCAUCACCACAGCCCUCCUCACUCUAUACGCAAUGCUCGUCCGCUACUACCGCUACCAAAGAUGCACAGCAAUCCAAUCCCGAUUCCAAACCCCCAAACGCCCUCUCUCGAGCAUGACCGUUAAAGAAGCGCACCAGGUCGUCCGCGAAUUACGAGAACUCGAGUUCCCGUAUAGUCUGCACAAUGCUAUGAAGAUUUCUCUUCUCAAAACCGGCUCAAUUCCAACAAUGACCAAGCUCUUCACCGCAACCGGCCAACUAAAUGAACGCAACGCCCCUAAACGCGCCGCAGACACCGAAGUCCUCCUAACGGAAGUCCACGACAGACACCCCGGAUCAAACGAGCAUCUCCUCGCCAUUUCCCGCAUGAACUACCUCCACUCGCGCUACCGCAAAGCAGGCAAGAUCCUCGACGAAGACAUGCUCCACACGCUCGGCUCCGCGGUCGUCGACAUCUUCCGCUCCGUGGACGAGAACGAAUGGCGGGUGUUGAGUGCGACGGAGAAAUGCGCGAUCGGGGUGUUUCAUAAGGCGCUAGGGGAUGCGAUGGAGAUUGAUUUUCGGUUUUUGGAGUCAUGUGGGACGGGGUGGAGGGAUGGGGCGCAUUUUGCAAGGGAGCUUUGUGAAUGGACGGUGGAGUAUGAGAAGAGUGUUGCGAAGCCGACGGAGUCGACGAGGAAGAUUGGGAGGAGGCUUAUGGAGUUGGCGCAGUGGAAUUUGCCGGGGGUUUUGAGGCCGGUUGUUGAGAGGGUGAUUGCGACGAAGGUAGAUGAGCAUGUUCGUGUGAGCAUGGACUUCGCCGAUCCCGGAAUCCUUAUAACCGCCAUGAUGAAGACAUUAAUAACCACCCGCAAGUUCCUCCUCCGCUACUUCGCCCUCCCACGCCCCGAAUCCAAAGCAGUCCGUACCCUCAACGGAUCCCCAGAUCCUACCACUGGUCUAUACACUACAAACCUCUGGAUCGCACAGCCGUGGUACAUCGAACCGUCUUUCAAAAACCGAUGGGGUCUGAAAGCUAUGUUCGCACGACUGUUUGGGGAUGGUGCCGUUCCUACGCGGGAUGGUCCAUAUAAAGAGGCUGGGUAUGAUUUGAGGACGAUUGGACCUGCUGCGCAGGAGAAGAGGGGACAUGAAGAGAUGGAGGUGAUUUUUGAGGGGUUGAGGGGGAUGAAUUUUGCGGGUGGGUGUCCGUUUCAUGCUUAG
Aspergillus chevalieri is the source of this 1284-nucleotide messenger RNA. RefSeq lists its product as uncharacterized. Bases 1 to 1284 code for a protein of 427 amino acids. The record is from RefSeq and is a predicted model, not a curated record. The transcript has 3 exons. Lineage: Eukaryota; Fungi; Ascomycota; Eurotiomycetes; Eurotiales; Aspergillaceae. Gene Ontology annotation, molecular function: oxidoreductase activity.